GAUUGGAAAAUUAGGAAAUUCACACACAAAAGGAGUGUCCAACUCACAUUUCUACGCACCUUCUUUGCAAAUCAUGCGUAGAAAGUAGUCUUAUAUAUGUAUAAACAGAGACCCAGAAAAGAAAGUUUGAGAUAGGGAGAGAGAGAGAGAAGGGGAAAGAGAAAUCCUUUUGUGAUUUAUCCUCUUCUUCUUCUUUGUUGUUCUUGUUCAUCAUUCAUCGAUAGGCGAGGCGGAAUAAUGGUGAUGGGUAAAGAGAAAGAGAAAGAGAAGAAGAUGUUGGUAGUGGGAGUGUGGAACUUCGCUGCGGAGCUUAAACUGUUGUUAACAGCGCUUGUCAUUCUCUGCAGUGUGGCCACGCUUCUUCAGUUCCUCCCUUCUCGUUUCACCAUCUCCACCUCCGAUCUCCGCUUCUGCAUCUCAAGGGUUGUCACCACCACCCAACCAGCUCUUCCUCCUAUUUCCACCUCCUCUGCAGCUGCUUCACUGCUGGCUGCACCACCUUCUUCACCUUUACCUUCGCCGCCACCACCCCCUCCACCGACACCGCCGCCGCUUCAACAACUAGAUCAGACGCUGGACAAUGGCGUACUCAAGCGGGGCUUCCGUCCGUACGGUGCGGCAGCGUACAGCUUCGUCACCAUGGGUACUUACAGAGGAGGCCUCAACACCUUCGCCAUUGUGGGUAUAGCUUCGAAGCCUCUCCACUUAUACUCCAAGCCGACCUACCAGUGCCAGUGGGUCCCUCACCUCAACUCCUCCGAACCCAUCUCCGCCGUCGGCUACAAGAUCCUCCCUGACUGGGGCUACGGCCGCGUCUACACCGUCGUCGUCGUUAACUGCACCUUCUCCCAACCCAUCAACGCCGACAACUCCGGCGGCAGGUUAGUCCUCUACGCCUCUACCUCCGGCGGUGGUGACCGUAACCUCAACGUUACCGAUACCAUCCACGCCUUGACAGAGACUCCCAGAUCCUUGGAUUUUUCUGUGUUCACUUCCAGGCCCAAAUACGAUUAUUUGUAUUGUGGGUCGUCGUUGUAUGGCAAUUUGAGUCCACAGAGACUGAGAGAGUGGAUUGCGUACCAUGUGAGACUAUUCGGGGAGAGAUCGCAUUUUGUGAUACACGACGCAGGCGGCGUUCACGAGGAGGUUUUGGAGGUGUUGAGGCCGUGGAUGGAGAAGGGCUUUGUGACAUUGCAGGAUAUAACAGAGCAGGAGAGGUUUGAUGGGUACUAUCACAACCAGUUCAUGGUGGUCAAUGAUUGCUUGCACAGAUACAAGUUUAUGGCCAAGUGGAUGUUCUUCUUUGAUGUGGAUGAGUAUAUAUAUGUGCCUCCCAAGAGCACCAUCAAGUCCGUUCUCGAUUCGCUUUCGGAGUAUUCGCAGUUCACCAUUGAGCAGAUGCCCAUGAGCAGUAAGCUCUGCCUCUAUGAACCGGCCGGCAGAACCUACAGGAGAUGGGGGUUUGAGAAGCUUGUAUACAGAGACGUGAAGAAAGGAAUUAGGAGGGACAGGAAAUACGUGGUGCAACCGCGCAAUGUGUAUGCGACAGGGGUGCAUAUGUCACAAAACCUGGCAGGUAAAACCACACAUAAAACAGAGGGCCGGAUCAAAUAUUUCCAUUAUCAUGGAACCAUAUCAGUACGACGUGAACCCUGCCGGAACCUGAUCAAUUCUACUGAGAUCACCUUCGAAAAACUCCCUUAUGUUAUGGACACCACAAUGAGAGAUGCUGCUGGGUAUGUGAAGAAAUUCGAGCUCAAGAUGAUUGGAUCCAGGCUACAAAGGACACGGCAAUGACACCAUUUUUUUUUCUCCCUUUCCAGCCUUUUUGGUCUCUCUAUCUCUUAUCUCAUUUUCUUUUUUUAAUGGUUACUACAUUUGUAUGAUAGCUUCAAAUGGGGAUGGUAUAGAUACAGUAGCAUGAACAUUAUUAGGUAAAAAAAAAAAAAGAAGGAAGAGUUAUAAUAGAGGUGGUGUGUAAUUCUUUUGUAUUUUAUAAUGUUCGUUGAUAUGAUAACAUUUGUUUGUUUCA
Corylus avellana is the source of this 2032-nucleotide messenger RNA. RefSeq names its product galactan beta-1,4-galactosyltransferase GALS3. Gene Ontology annotation, cellular component: cytoplasm. The record is from RefSeq and is a predicted model, not a curated record. NCBI's taxonomy places the organism in Eukaryota, Viridiplantae, Streptophyta, Magnoliopsida, Fagales, Betulaceae. Gene Ontology annotation, molecular function: glycosyltransferase activity.